This is a messenger RNA of Solanum pennellii, 964 nucleotides long. RefSeq names its product chlorophyll a-b binding protein 1B, chloroplastic. The coding region runs from base 70 to 867 and encodes 265 amino acids. Gene Ontology annotation, biological process: response to light stimulus; photosynthesis, light harvesting in photosystem I. The record is from RefSeq and is a predicted model, not a curated record. Gene Ontology annotation, cellular component: plastoglobule; chloroplast envelope; chloroplast thylakoid membrane. NCBI's taxonomy places the organism in Eukaryota, Viridiplantae, Streptophyta, Magnoliopsida, Solanales, Solanaceae. The transcript has a single exon.
CUUCAUCUUCAUCACAAUUAUACAUUUCAUAACAUCAAACACUUAAUUUUUCUCUUAAAAUAAACACAAAUGGCAGCUGCUACAAUGGCUCUUUCCUCCCCUUCUUUUGCUGGACAGGCAGUCAAACUUUCACCUUCUUCCUCAGAAAUUUCUGGAAAUGGAAGGAUCACUAUGAGAAAGACUGUUGCCAAGUCUGCCCCAUCUAGCAGCCCAUGGUAUGGCCCUGACCGUGUUAAGUACUUGGGCCCAUUCUCUGGUGAGUCCCCAAGCUACUUGACUGGUGAAUUCCCUGGUGACUAUGGAUGGGAUACCGCUGGACUUUCAGCUGAUCCAGAAACUUUUGCCAAGAACCGUGAACUCGAGGUGAUCCACUGCAGAUGGGCUAUGCUUGGUGCUCUUGGGUGUGUCUUCCCUGAGCUCUUGGCACGUAACGGUGUCAAGUUCGGUGAGGCUGUGUGGUUCAAGGCUGGAUCCCAGAUCUUCAGUGAAGGUGGACUUGACUACUUGGGCAACCCAAGCUUGGUCCAUGCACAAAGCAUCUUGGCCAUCUGGGCUUGCCAAGUUGUGUUGAUGGGAGCUGUUGAGGGAUACCGUAUUGCUGGUGGACCUCUUGGUGAGGUUGUCGACCCACUCUACCCUGGUGGCAGCUUCGAUCCAUUAGGCCUUGCUGAAGACCCGGAGGCAUUUGCUGAGCUUAAGGUUAAGGAGAUCAAGAACGGUAGACUUGCUAUGUUCUCUAUGUUUGGAUUCUUUGUUCAAGCUAUUGUCACCGGAAAGGGUCCAUUGGAGAACCUUGCUGACCACCUUGCAGACCCAGUAAACAACAAUGCCUGGGCUUUCGCCACAAACUUUGUCCCCGGAAAAUGAAUCUCUUAAAACGUUCUCAAGUCUCUUGUCGUUUGAUGACUGUGUAAAGAUGUAGUGUGCUACCUGACAAUAUAAUGAAAUUUUGUUUGUGUUUGAA